UUCGACAGGAGGCGGCUGUUGUUUAACUGCAGUGUCACACAUUUUGACUUUGGAAUUUUUCGAAAAUUGAGGUGAUUAUGAGCACUAGUACGAUUUUUAUUAAACGACCUUUAAAUUACCGGCAAAGUUUGGCACUGCUCAAGGAAAAAUACAAAGAGUUAUCUCCAGCAUUGUCAGUGGUUUUGUGGACCUUUUCUGGGAUUUAUGCGGCUUCGAAAAGUACUUUUAACAGCAAUGUUUCCGGAAUGACUUUGUCUUUUCUCAUCUCAGACCUGGUGAUAAUGACUUUUGUUUCGCUUUUACUCUGCAAAGGUCUAAUCGAUAAAAGUAUGAUGCUGUUAAUGCCGUGGAUGUGUCUUACAGUAUACAGUCUCUAUUUUACACACUACCAAGGCAUAGUGAACACGUUAACAGCUUUAAAACGAGUGAAGAAGAUAUCGUGGUUGCCCUGGAGCAACAUAUUCGUCAGCGUUAUUCUUCUGAUUGUGCGAGGAACUCUAACUAUACGAAUGUUUCAACUAGGUGUACACUUAUGGUUUAGAAAAAAACUAAAGGAACUAAAAGGAAAAGAACUGUAACCAAGUCCAACAAAACUUAACCUAGACUUAAAAUACAACAUCGAAACAAAA
Molecule: messenger RNA, 629 nt
Organism: Tribolium madens (black flour beetle)
Lineage: Eukaryota; Metazoa; Arthropoda; Insecta; Coleoptera; Tenebrionidae
Exons: 3
Coding region: 78-578 (166 amino acids)
Source: RefSeq, a predicted model, not a curated record